Messenger RNA from Prionailurus viverrinus (fishing cat), 2935 nucleotides. It is a transcript of the gene PRMT9, whose product is annotated as protein arginine methyltransferase 9. The record is from RefSeq and is a predicted model, not a curated record. Lineage: Eukaryota; Metazoa; Chordata; Mammalia; Carnivora; Felidae. Gene Ontology annotation, biological process: peptidyl-arginine methylation. The transcript has 12 exons. Gene Ontology annotation, molecular function: protein-arginine omega-N monomethyltransferase activity; protein binding. Bases 233 to 2773 code for a protein of 846 amino acids.
GCAGUUUGCCGGGUUGACUCGCAGACCCCGCCUGGCAGGGAGGAGGCGGGGCUUUUGCUUGGCUAAGGUGGGCGCGCACACCCCGGGCCCAGGCAUAACUUUACGUUACCGGUUUUCGCGCUCUGUUUAAGUCAUUUGGAAGUGUAGCCAACGGGACCGUUUUCUCGUUCCGUUUAGUAAAACAUCUUCACUUUGGUUAUACAAGCUUAGGUUUCAGGGCGGUGACUCUGUCAUGCCGAACUCUCGGCUCAGGCCCCGCCGGGGUGCCCGGAGUGGCGCCGGGGCAGUCGGGCGCGACCGGCUGGUGUCGCGGUCCUUGCAGAGCGCAGAGCACUGCCUGAGCGCCCAGGACUUUGGCACCGCCUAUGCCCACUACCUCCUCGUACUCAGCCUGGCGCCGGAGCUGAAAGACGACGUGAAGGAAACUUUUCAGUAUACACUGUUCAGAUGGGCUGAAGAGCUUGAUGCUCUCAAUCGAACACAAGACUUACUUGGUUGUUAUGAGCAGGCUUUGGAACUGUUUCCUGAUGAUGAAGUGAUUUGCAAUAGUAUGGGGGAACACCUCUUCAGAAUGGGCUUUAGAGAUGAAGCAGCUGGGUAUUUUCAUAAAGCAGUGAAACUAAACCCAGAUUUCAAUGAUGCAAAGGAGAAUUUUUAUCGUGUUGCAAACUGGUUGGUGGAACGCUGGCACUUUAUCAUGCUUAAUGACACCAAACGGAAUACAAUUUAUAAUGCAGCAAUCCAGGAUGCAGUUUGUUUGGGGUCCAAGAGUGUUUUGGACAUUGGAGCAGGAACUGGAAUACUAAGCAUGUUUGCUAAAAAAGCUGGAGCACACUCAGUAUAUGCUUGUGAGUUAUCCAAGACCAUGUAUGAACUUGCCUGUGAUGUAGUAGCAGCAAACAAGAUGGAAGCAGGAAUCAAACUCUUACAUAUGAAGUCACUUGACAUAGAGAUUCCAAAACACAUUCCUGAAAGAGUGUCCCUAGUUGUAACAGAAACUGUCGAUGCAGGUUUAUUUGGAGAAGGAAUUGUGGAGAGUUUAAUUCAUGCAUGGGAGCAUUUACUUUUGCAGCCAAAGACCAGAGGUGAAAAUGGUAAUUGUGAAAAGUAUGGGAAAGUUAUACCAGCAAGUGCUGUUCUAUAUGGAAUGGCAGUAGAAUGUGCAGAAAUAAGAAGACAUCAUAGGGUGUGUACUAAGGAUGUUGCUGGGAUCUAUUUACCAACAAAUGUGAAAUUUCAGAGUCCAGCUUGUUCUUCUGUGGAUACUGAAGAGACAGUGGAACCAUAUACAACUGAAAAGAUGAGUCGAGUUCCUGGGGGAUAUUUGGCUUUGACAGAGUGCUUUGAAAUUAUGACAGUAGAUUUCAACAAUCUUCAGGAAUUAAAAAGUCUUGCAACUAAAAAGUCUGGUAAAAUUGGUAUUCCUGUGAUUAAAGAAGGCAUACUAGAUGCUAUCGUGGUUUGGUUUGUACUCCAGCUUGAUGAUGAACACAGUUUAUCCACAAGUCCUAGUGAGGAAACAUGUUGGGAACAGGCUGUCUACCCCGUACAUGACCUUGCAGACUACUGGAUAAAAUCUGGGGACCAGGUGAUGAUGGAAGUGUCUUGUCAAGAUUGUUACUUAAGAAUUCAGAAUAUCAGUGUUUUCAGUUCAGAACAUGAAAUGGAUGUUGGAAAAGAUUUUAGCAAGGAUAAAGACUUGUUCUCCUUAGGAAGUGAAGCUGAACUCUGUAGUGCCCUGGCUAACCUUCAGACCAGCAAACCAGAUGCUGUGGAGCAGACAUGUAUAUUGGAAUCCACAGAAAUUGCUUUGCUUAAUAACAACCUCUAUCAUGAAAGCUUUAAAAUGGCAAUGAGAAAAGUGUUGUCUUCAUUGACUCCAGAGAAACUGUGUCAGGCCAUGGAUACUCACUGCCAGAAUAACGAGAUGAGCUGUGUAAGUGGACAGAGUAAUUCAGAAGAGAGCAUCCCUGAACCAUUCUAUGUGUUAGAUGUUUCCGAAGGCUUCUCCAUUCUGCCCAUAAUUGCUGGCACACUCGGGCAGGUUAAACCUUACAGUUCUGUGGAGAAAGACCAACAUCGUAUAACUCUGGACCUCAUAUCUGAAGCCAAUCACUUUCCUAAAGAAACACUUGAGUUUUGGCUGAGACACGUGGAAGAUGAAUCUGCUGUGUUGCAAAGGCCAAAAUCAGACAAGUUGUGGAGUAUAAUUAUACUGGAUGUCAUUGAGCCAUCUGGGCUCAUUCAGCAGGAAAUAAUGGAAAAAGCUGCAAUAUCCAGGUGUUUGCUGCAAUCUGGAGGCAAGAUCUUUCCUCAAUAUGUGUUGAUGUUUGGGUUGCUUGUGGAAUCACAGACACUGGUAGAAGAGAGUGCUGUUCAAGGAACAGAACGCACUCUUGGAUUGAAUAUAGCAUCUUUUAUUAAUCAGUUUCAGGUACCUAUACGUGUAUUUUUGGAUCUGUCGUCAUUGCCCUGUAUACCUUUAAGCAAGCCAGUGGAACUCUUAAGACUAGAUUUAAUGACUCCAUAUUUGAACACCUCUAACAGAGAAGUAAAGGUACACAUUUGUAAAUCUGGACAAGUGACUGCCAUUCCCUUUUGGUAUCAUAUGUACCUUGAUGACGAGAUUAGGUUGGAUACUUCAAGUGAAGCCUCCCACUGGAAACAAGCUGCAGUUGUAUUAGAUAAUCCCAUCCAGGUGGAAAUGGGAGAAGAAUUAGUACUCAGUGUCCAGCAUCACAAAAGCAAUGUCAGCAUCACAGUAAAACAAUGAAGAGUAGUUUUCUAAUGAAAAACUGUUCAGGUAGAGCAGCAAGUAUGCAGUUCUGGUCUGAAUUAGUAGUGGAAUUGUAUUCAUGAAAUGGGGGUAUAAAGAUUUAAUUCCUUGUAAUGGUUAAAUAUUUUUUAAAUUGAUUAAUAAAGUAUAUUUAAAAGA